This is a messenger RNA of Strongyloides ratti, 609 nucleotides long. RefSeq lists its product as hypothetical. Lineage: Eukaryota; Metazoa; Nematoda; Chromadorea; Rhabditida; Strongyloididae. The transcript has 2 exons. The record is from RefSeq and is a predicted model, not a curated record. Bases 1 to 609 code for a protein of 202 amino acids.
AUGUCUAACUCAAAAAAAUCUAUUGAAAAAAAUCAUUUGGAUGAAAAAAUUGACUUUGUUGAAUUCAUAAAAAGUACACAAAAACUUGAUUUAUGUGAUAAUGAAUGUUGCCAAAGUUGUGCUUCAAAAUCUAAUAGUAAUGAAACAAUAAAGAUGAAAAAUAUUAUUGAAAAAGAAAAAGAUCGUGCUUUAAAAGAUUAUAGAAAAUUUAGUGAGGAUACAAUUAGAGUUGGAAAAAUUAUAAAUCCAAAAAAAUUAUUUAAAAGUUCAAAGACAUGUUCUGUAUUUAAUGCUAUAGAAAGUAUGGAUGGAAAAGAGACUUCUGAGGCAAAACGUCAUAGUAAUUCAAAUCCAGGAAUAUUGAAUGAAGAAAAAGAUAAUAUUGUUAGAUUACCAAAGUUUGAAAAUAAUAAUUCACCAAAAUUUUCUAUUGAAAAGAUAGGAGAUAAAAAAAGCAAAAGUGGAUGUUGCUCAAAAAAUGUAGUUAAAUUUUCUGUUGAAAAACAAUCUUUUGAAUCUAAUAAGCCAAUGAAGACAAUGCAUACAAUAGACCAUGAAGAUGGUUCAAUUGAAGCUUAUUUUACUGAAGAUAUUACUUACAAUAAAUAA